This is a messenger RNA of Phyllopteryx taeniolatus (common seadragon), 1628 nucleotides long. It is a transcript of the gene polr1c, whose product is annotated as RNA polymerase I and III subunit C. NCBI's taxonomy places the organism in Eukaryota, Metazoa, Chordata, Actinopteri, Syngnathiformes, Syngnathidae. Gene Ontology annotation, biological process: DNA-templated transcription. Bases 17 to 916 code for a protein of 299 amino acids. The transcript has 6 exons. Gene Ontology annotation, molecular function: DNA binding; protein dimerization activity. Gene Ontology annotation, cellular component: RNA polymerase III complex; RNA polymerase I complex. The record is from RefSeq and is a predicted model, not a curated record.
CCAUUAAGUGGCAGUAAUGCACUUAGAGGUUUCUUGCCAACCAACACAAAACACUCAAAGGAAGAAGAAGAAGAAGAAGAAGAAGAAGAAGAAGAAAAAGAAGAAGAAGAAAACGAAGAAGAAAAAAAUCACGAAGAAGACGAUGAUGGCGGACAUUAGUAGAAACGUGGAGGAAGUUCGUAAUCGAAUUAUUUUAGAAGAGUUUUGCGUGAGAAAUGUCCAUACAACUGAUUUCCCUGGAAACUACCCCGGCUAUGACGACACUUGGGAUAUGCAGACAUUCCAAAAGAGCUUCAGAAUUGAUGUUGCACAGCUGACUGAGAACUUGAUGGAGUUUGACAUGGUGGGAAUCGAUGCAGCUAUUGCCAAUGCCUUCAGAAGGAUCCUACUUGCAGAGGUCCCCACCAUGGCUAUUGAAAAGGUUUUUAUUUAUAACAACACAUCUAUCGUCCAAGAUGAAGUGCUGGCACAGAGAUUAGGGCUCAUCCCCAUCAAAGCUGACCCCUUUCUGUUUGAGUACAGAAGUACUGAUGAGUCUGCGGAGGAGGAAGUUUCAGAAAUAGACACAAUUCAACUAUCCCUUAAGAUUAAAUGUAACAGGAACGCUCGAGCCAGCAAAGAUUCCUCUGAUCCACAGGAACUCUAUUUAAACAACAAAGCCUCUUCCUCCAGCUCUUCCGAGGGGAAGACCGUUACCAGCCCCGAGGCGUUACCAGUCAAGCCGAGAGACGUCGUCUCUCCAGUGUAUCCUGGGUCGUCCCCGGGGUCUCCUCCCGGUGGAACGUGCCCGGAACACCUCACCAGGGAGGCGUCCAGGAGGCAUCCUAAACAGAUGCCCGAGGCACCUCAUCUGGCUCCUUUCAAUGCAGAGGAGCAGCGGCUCUACUCUGAGCCUUUCUGCGAGCCGCUCCAGUGAGAGUUGGAGAUCACUGCCUCAUGAAGCCAACAGAACCACAUAAUCGGCAAAGAUGCAAUACUGAGGCCACCAAACUAGACACCCUCUACGCUGCGCCUAGAAAUUCUGUCCAUAAAAGUUAUAAACAGAAUCGGUGACAAAGGGCCUUACUGGAAACGAGUCCGACUUACUGCCGGCAAUGCGUACCAAACUCUGACACCAGUGGUACAGGGACCGAACAGCCCAUAUCAGGGGAUUCGGUACCCCAUACUCCUGAAGCACCCCCCACAGGACUCCACAAAGGACACUGUUGAACGCCUUCCACAAAAGUCCACAAAACACAUGUAGACUGGUUGGGCGAACUUCCAUGCACCCUCAAUGCCCUAUGACCGUCUCGCCUUACCCCCACCCGUUUCUCCAAUUUUAAUGCACUACACCCUUACCACAUACAAUCACGGUACAGGGAUAAUGGUUGCCAGUCGGGGACCUGGUAACCAUCGUAAUAGGGUGGGUGGUGGGCUUUCACAUUUCUCUUGGCUUGACUCCUGGAGCCUGUGCAUCCCUCCCCUUCGGUUGUUGAGCCGCGGAGAGAUGGUGUCCGCCCCCCUAUGGGCCCUGCCUUCCUGCCCCCUUUCUUGGUGCCCUCACCCGUCCUUGCUCACGACCGGCGCUUAACCUGGGCUCGCUCUGGCGGGCUAUGACUGUUUUUGGGUGGUGGCUGGGGCCCCCAUGC